Molecule: messenger RNA, 1782 nt
Organism: Closterium sp. Yama58-4
Lineage: Eukaryota; Viridiplantae; Streptophyta; Zygnematophyceae; Desmidiales; Closteriaceae
Source: the annotation of a GenBank genome assembly
AUGCCUCCUAAGUCGAAGAAGGAGGCUUCAGUUGAGAGGCCGAUCCUCGGUAGAUUCUCCUCUCAUCUUAAGAUCGGUAUUGUCGGUCUGCCCAAUGUUGGCAAGUCAACACUCUUCAACACGCUCACCAAGCUCUCCAUCCCCGCUGAGAACUUCCCCUUUUGCACCAUCAACCCCAACGAGGCUCGCGUCAACGUGCCUGACGACCGCUUCGACUGGCUCUGCCAGCUGUUCAAGCCCAAGAGCGAGGUGUCCGCCUUUUUGGAGGUGAACGACAUUGCAGGGCUGGUGCGUGGAGCCAACGAAGGGGAGGGAUUGGGCAAUGCGUUCCUCUCGCACAUCCGAGCCGUUGAUGGCAUCUUCCAUGUGUGCCGUGCAUUCGACGACGCGGAUGUGAUCCACGUGGAGGAUACCGUUGACCCGAUUAGGGACCUGGAGAUCAUUCACAAUGAGCUGCGGCUGAAGGACGUUGAGUUCAUGGAGCGAGCCAGGGAGGACUAUGAGAAGCAGCUCAAGCGCAGCAAUGACAAGCAGCUCAAAAUCGACCACGAGCUCUGCUGCAGGGUGCUGGCGCAUCUGAACGAGGGAAAGGAUGUGCGUCUGGGCGACUGGAAGGCCGCUGACAUUGAGGUUCUCAACACCUUCCAGCUGCUCUCUGCCAAGCCAGUUGUCUACCUGGUGAAUUUAACAGAGAAGGAUUAUCAGCGCAAGAAGAACAAGUGGCUUGCCAAGAUCCAUGGCUGGGUGCAGGAGCACGGGCAGGACCCCAUCAUUCCGUUCAGCGGAGUGUUGGAGUCGAAGCUGGCUGACAUGCCGGCCGACGAGGCUGCCAAGUACUGCAAGGACAACGACAUCCAGAGUGCCCUGCCGAAGAUCAUUAAGACGGGCUUUGCAGCCAUCAACCUGAUCUACUUCUUUACUGCAGGGCCUGACGAGGUGCGGUGCUGGCAGAUUCGCAAGCAGACCAAGGCACCGCAAGCAGCAGGGGCCAUUCACACCGAUUUCGAGAAGGGCUUUAUUUGUGCUGAGGUGAUGAAGUUUGAAGACCUGAAAGAGCUUGGAUCCGAAGCUGCCGUCAAGGCUGCUGGCAAGUACAAGCAAGAAGGGAAGACAUACGUGGUUCAAGAUGGAGAUAUUAUCUUCUUUAAGUUCAAUAUCGCUUCACUGAGCAUCAGGCCAUCAGCGUGCCUCAAGUCCGACUUUGACGGCCGUGCUCUCACACUCUCCUCGCCUCUCGUCGCCGCGGCGCCCUCCAUCCGCCGCCGCGCCGCGGUCGCGUCAGCCGCUCCCCCCGCCGCCGCCGCGGUCUCCGCCGCAGCUCCCGCUGUCGCCGCGUCGCUAGCGCUCGAUGAUGACGUGGACGCGUCAAGCCGGCGUUACCCGCCAUUCGCGGCGUUUCGGAUCCACGGCACGGGCAGGAGAAAGACGGCCGUGGCGCGCGUGGGGCUCAUCGAGGGCAACGGCGAAAUUUUCGUGAACGGGCUGCCCCUGAACGAAUAUUUCCAGAAUCAGGCGCUCAUGAUCCAGGCUGUGAAGCUGCCGUUGUCCUCCCUGGGCUACGAGGGCAAGUAUGAUGUGGUGGUGAAGGCACACGGGGGGGGCCUUAACGCCCAGGCGCAGGCCAUGGUUCUGGGGAUUGCCCGCGCUCUUGUUGCUGCCAGCGCUGCCAACCGUCCGCCCCUCAAGGCCCAGGGCAUGCUCACGCGUGAUGCCCGCUCGGUAGAGCGCAAAAAGUACGGUCUCAAGAAGGCCCGCAAGGCUCCUCAGUACUCCAAGCGUUAA